AUGGCCAACGAGAUGAAGAAGAUGAUAAGAAUGAUGGCUUCUGAUGGAAAGGAGGUGGUGGUGGAAGAGGCGGUAGCGAUGAAGUCUGAGAUUAUCCGUCACAUGAUUGAAGACAAUUUCACAGAAGAUGUCAUUCCAAUACCCAAUGUCACCGCCUCCGUCCUCUCUAAUAUCUUUGAUUACUGCAAGAAGCACAUGGACUUCUUGCCUGAAUUCGAAGAGCUUGAGGACUUUGAUAACAAAUUCGUUGACAUUGAUACCGAUGCCCUCUAUGAUCUUAUCAUGGCAGCAAUUAUUUGGGCGUGA
Molecule: messenger RNA, 306 nt
Organism: Dendrobium catenatum
Lineage: Eukaryota; Viridiplantae; Streptophyta; Magnoliopsida; Asparagales; Orchidaceae
Product: SKP1-like protein 4
Exons: 2
Coding region: 1-306 (101 amino acids)
Biological process (GO): SCF-dependent proteasomal ubiquitin-dependent protein catabolic process
Cellular component (GO): nucleus; cytoplasm
Molecular function (GO): cullin family protein binding
Source: RefSeq, a predicted model, not a curated record